AUGCCUCGCAAGCCUACACCUACAGACAAACAGAGGGUGAGGACCGGUUGUCUGACAUGUCGCAAGAGGCGAAGAAAAUGUGAUGAGCAAAAACCACGAUGCGCAAACUGUGAAGUCAAAGGAUUCACUUGCAAGUAUGGAUCGGACUUGGCUUUCAUGACGCCGCGGUCUGGGGAGGUACUUGGUGGAUUGCGACAGGGCUACAAGGCGAUCAAGUUCGUGGAUGAUUCGCCUGCUCCAAUUGCCAAAGGGAGACCAAGACAGCAAUCUGCACCAAGCCAGAGCAAUGGGCAAGAUAACCUGGAUCACCAAGAAGAGAUCCCAUUUCAAAAUCAUGACAUCCGCCCCGUCGGGUUGAGCAUUCAUGCCCCCGAUGUGUCCAUUACAUAUCCAGGAUCGGACUUGCAUGCGGAUACUGACAUGCUUGUUGAUGCAGAACCUCAAGCCUCUGUUGCCUAUCACGGACAUCUUGGUUUUGCUGCGAGUUAUCAAAGAUUAGUGCACAGGCCAAGCAAGGAAAACACAAGUUAUGAGACUGAUCUACUUCGACAUUUUCGUUAUCACGUUGGGCCAUGGAUGGACACUGGCGAUUCCAAUUGCGCCCUCGGCGUUCGGGUCCUCCUUCUUUCCCGAUUAAACAGACCUCUACAAUGCGCCAUCCUCGCACUAUCGGCAGGUCAGAGAUCUCUUCUUUCUUUGACCCACAGUGAAGAUAUUGUGAAUAUGCUGCGAUUCCGCAAGGAGGCAGAAGAAAACAUCGCACUGCAGCCUGAGCUGGAAAGGCGUGUCGGUGAAGUCCUAUUGACCGUGCAAGAACUUUUACCGUCUGGACUUCAUCAAUGGAGAAAUCUCCUUUCACCGCAAAUUGAGCAUCCGCGUGGAUUCAUGUCACCACUUGACCUGGCUCAAGAGCUGGGAGAAUCGCUAUUUUGGCUCUAUUUUCGACUUGACCUGGCAGCCUCAAUCUCCACCUCCAAAGCACCCAUUAUCUCAUUCCAAUCAUUUCUCCAACGAAAUGGAUCUUCAAUCCAUACAUCCCAAUCUACAGUGCAACUGAUUACUAACAAAUUCUAUCAGCAUGCGUUAUGUCUCCUGGGACAUUGUCUCGCCUUGAUAUAUGGAGACCCUGUUUCUUCUCUCCAAGCGGGCUCUCCACAAUUAGCAGCCUUCCCAUCUCUUCGACAGUCCCACUUCCUCUCACAGUGGACCUUUCUCUGGUCAGAUUGUCAAAAGUGGUAUAAUGAGCGCCCAGUCGAUGCGCAACAGAUCUUGGAUGUCCGUGGAGGUGAAGCAGAUCAAAUUGACCCGGACCACAACUCAUCGUUCCCGAUCAUGAUCUUUACAACACCUAUGGCGCUGGUCGCCAAUGCUGUUUACCAUAUAACGUCCCUCUUGCUCCUUACGCACAAACCACGGCUUCUCAAGUCGCUUCCCGGUCCACGGUGUUUUACUUCACAUAUAUGGCAUGCGCAGGCAAUCGCCGGUAUUGCAGCUAGCAAUGACUCGCCAGAGCAGUGGGACCCCGUACUCGUCGCCAGUCUGUUAUUCAUUGCGAGAGACAUGACGCAUGAGUCCCAGCAAGUUGUUAUACUGGAGCGAUUGAGAAGGAUAACGGCUACCACGGGUAUUAAUUUGGAGCAUGAGACAGACUCGCUGAAAUCGAGAUGGAGAGUUGCGAGAUAUGACGGAGAACUAGAAGUAUAG
Molecule: messenger RNA, 1704 nt
Organism: Penicillium pulvis
Lineage: Eukaryota; Fungi; Ascomycota; Eurotiomycetes; Eurotiales; Aspergillaceae
Exons: 4
Coding region: 1-1704 (567 amino acids)
Biological process (GO): positive regulation of transcription by RNA polymerase II
Cellular component (GO): nucleus
Molecular function (GO): transcription cis-regulatory region binding; zinc ion binding; DNA-binding transcription factor activity, RNA polymerase II-specific
Source: RefSeq, a predicted model, not a curated record